This is a messenger RNA of Perognathus longimembris pacificus (Pacific pocket mouse), 1077 nucleotides long. It is a transcript of the gene Pnpla4, whose product is annotated as patatin like phospholipase domain containing 4. Bases 95 to 985 code for a protein of 296 amino acids. The record is from RefSeq and is a predicted model, not a curated record. Gene Ontology annotation, molecular function: triacylglycerol lipase activity. Gene Ontology annotation, biological process: lipid homeostasis; triglyceride catabolic process. Gene Ontology annotation, cellular component: cytoplasm; membrane; lipid droplet. The transcript has a single exon. NCBI's taxonomy places the organism in Eukaryota, Metazoa, Chordata, Mammalia, Rodentia, Heteromyidae.
AGCCGCGCCCGCGCGGCGGAGGAAGCUCCCCUCUUCUGAUAGGUGAAGUCGCGUUGAGUGACAGCUUGGUCCCGCCUUCUCCUUCGGCCUGGACAUGCGGGCUCCGGUGACAACGCGGUCCCCUCUUCCCCUUUCCGGCUGGACCCCCUGCAGCCCCGCCGCAGGAUUCGAACCCGGAUCCUCAGCAGUUGGAAAUCCAGUUCUUCGCGACCUGGAGAUGAACUGCGGCCCUCUGCACUUGUCUAUGGCGGCCUGCGGCUUCCUGGGCGUCUGGCACCUGGGAGUGGCCCAGGCCCUAAGCACCCACAGCCCCAGGCUGUUGCGGGCCCUGCGGGGCUACGCGGGGGCCUCGGCCGGGGCGCUGGCGGCCGCCCUGCUGCUCACCGCGCCCCACCGGAUACAGGCCGGCGCCGACUUCGCCUUCGCCCUGGCCGAGGAGACUCGCGCUCAAGUGCUCGGCGCUGCCACCCCCGGCUACGACUUCCUGGGCCGGCUCAGGCGCGGGAUCGAAUCCCUGUUCCCGCCUGACGCCCACCUCCAGGCCGAGCACCGCCUGCUCGUCUCCCUCACCCACGCCCGCUCCCGAGCCAACUACAGGGUGUCCACCUUCGCUUCCAGAGAGGACCUGGUCCAGGUGCUCCUGGCCAGCUGCUUUGUCCCCGUCUACGCCGGCCUGAAGCCCGUGCGUCACCAGGGGCAGCCCUGGGUGGACGGCGUCUUCUCCGACGGCCUCCCCGUCUUCCCAUCAGGCCGCACACUCACCGCGUCCCCGUUCUGCGGGAGGACGGACAUAGGCCCCCAGGAUGGAGGCCGGCGGGUCCCACCCGUCAACAUCGCUAGGCAGGAAGUGGAGCUGUCUAUGGCGAACCUGGUCCGCCUGCGCUUCGCCCUUUUCCCUCCCGCCCGGGGUAGCAUGGAGGCCUUAUACCAGGCUGGCUUCCAGGAUGCCCUGCGCUUCCUGCGGAAGGAGGACUGGUUGGAAUGAAGACGCCGGGAAGUGUGCGAGACUUCGGUGGCUGCUGGAAUGAGACUUCCGGUGGCUGCUUUAAGACUUCCGGUGGUUGCUGGGAUGGCACU